AUGAAUUUUGCGGAAAAUAAAAGUGGCCCUCGAGCCCGGUCUGGCGUGCGACCCACAAAAACACCCUCGGAGGGUAUAAGAGGGAGCAAAGCAGCCCGCCUGAAAGGACUUCCACUGCGUGCUGAUUCACUGGUUUGGCGACCCAUGGUCCCGCAGCGUCUCAGCAUAGUGGUUCGUCGACCCCCACGAAACGGCUUCACUGACCGCGUACUGGGGAUGCCUGCGUUACAGCAGCUUGGCUUCGGCCUCGUUGCUAGCAGUUGGGUUUCGUGGAUGGCUGGCCGCUGGCUACGCCUGAAAUCUGAGCAUCGGGAGGUAACCGCUGCGACGGUGAAGCAGCGUGCUAGGUCCUUCCUCCCUGCUCUCUAA
This is a messenger RNA of Fusarium poae, 369 nucleotides long. RefSeq lists its product as uncharacterized. Lineage: Eukaryota; Fungi; Ascomycota; Sordariomycetes; Hypocreales; Nectriaceae. The transcript is spliced from 2 exons. The record is from RefSeq and is a predicted model, not a curated record. Bases 1 to 369 code for a protein of 122 amino acids.